Molecule: messenger RNA, 498 nt
Organism: Stegodyphus dumicola
Lineage: Eukaryota; Metazoa; Arthropoda; Arachnida; Araneae; Eresidae
Product: protein ZBED8-like
Source: RefSeq, a predicted model, not a curated record
AUGGUUGAAUUAGUUUGUGGACUGGAACAGAGAAAAAAACUUGAGGCUAUUCCAUUGUCCAAGGAUGUGAUACAUUCAAGAAUAGUUGAAAUUUCUUGCAAUAUCUUGAAACAGAUCAUCGAUGAAUUGAAAACAUCGCCAUUUCCUUUUAGUAUGCAACUGGAUGAAACUACAGACAUCUCGAAUUGUAGUCAACUUCUUGUUUUUGUUCGUUACGUGUCUGCUGAUACUAUCAAAGAAGAAUUCUUAUUUUGUGAGUCUCUUUUGCAAACUACAAAGGCAGUUGAUGUUUUAGCGAUUUUAAAUGUUUUCUUUUCCAAACACGACUUCGACUGGAAACAAAAACUUCAUUCACUUUGUACGGAUGGAGCACCUGCGAUGCUUGGCAAUAAAUCUGGUUUUGCCCAUUUGGUAAAAAAAGAGGCUUCUAAUGUUAUUGUUACACAUUGUUUUUUAUAUAGACAUGCACUGGCUACAAAACUCUUCCAACCAGCUUAA